Eimeria tenella is the source of this 465-nucleotide messenger RNA. RefSeq names its product vacuolar ATP synthase subunit h, putative. The transcript has 6 exons. NCBI's taxonomy places the organism in Eukaryota, Apicomplexa, Conoidasida, Eucoccidiorida, Eimeriidae. The annotation marks the transcript as partial. Gene Ontology annotation, biological process: proton transmembrane transport. The record is from RefSeq and is a predicted model, not a curated record. Gene Ontology annotation, cellular component: vacuolar proton-transporting V-type ATPase, V1 domain. Gene Ontology annotation, molecular function: proton-transporting ATPase activity, rotational mechanism.
AACCCCCAAGUUGUGGCCGCCCUCGUGGCCGUGCUGCGUCUCGAGGCGGACAUUCAGCCAGUGCAGUACGCCUUGACCAUUCUCUACGAAGUUGUCCGGGAGAACAGCAGCCGCUACGAGGCCAUGUGCGGAGCGCUCGAAAACUCAAAUGUCUUCGAAGACUUUCUGCAGCUGCUGCAGCGCCCGGGGGUUGACAGCUACACGGGGGACCGCGCGGCCUUCAUGCUUUCGGGGUUUAUGUGCCGCGCGAGGAGUGUGGCGUUUUCCGAAGAGCAAGUCACUUAUUUUGUGCAGCAUUUAAUUGCCAAGAAGUUUCCCGUGUCGGAGUCGGGGCGCCUUGACGCGCUAGUUAACAUUCUCAAAAUUGAUCGAUGGCGGCCGCUUGUGUGGGAGACCCCUGGUCUGCCCGAGGUGCUGCUGAAGGACCUUUCGCUGAGUGGUUCGCGUGGGCCUCCACGUGAUUGA